Dufourea novaeangliae is the source of this 1078-nucleotide messenger RNA. It is a transcript of the gene STUB1, whose product is annotated as E3 ubiquitin-protein ligase CHIP. Gene Ontology annotation, cellular component: cytoplasm; Z disc. The coding region runs from base 96 to 992 and encodes 298 amino acids. NCBI's taxonomy places the organism in Eukaryota, Metazoa, Arthropoda, Insecta, Hymenoptera, Halictidae. The record is from RefSeq and is a predicted model, not a curated record. Gene Ontology annotation, biological process: cellular response to misfolded protein; protein quality control for misfolded or incompletely synthesized proteins; proteasome-mediated ubiquitin-dependent protein catabolic process. Gene Ontology annotation, molecular function: protein-folding chaperone binding; ubiquitin protein ligase activity. The transcript is spliced from 5 exons.
AUGGGGUAGUAAAUGGUAGUGAAUGUAAAAGAAGAAUGGUGGAACGUAUGUUUAUUUAAGGGAGCAAACCAACGCGAUCAAGUAUUGCUAUCAUAAUGAGUAAGAUGUACACAACCGCCAACCACUCUGACAAGGAGUUGAAGGAACAAGGGAAUCGUCUUUUCAAUCUUCACAAAUACGAGGAUGCAGUCUGUUUAUACACUAAAGCAAUCAUUAAAAAUCCAUCCCAAGCACUAUACUUUACGAACCGAGCAUUGUGUCAGUUAAAACUUAAACGAUGGGAAUUGUCUUGUCAAGAUUGUAGACGUGCUCUCGAUAUAGACCCUUGCUUGAUAAAAGGUCAUUUUUUCCUGGGUCUUGCGCUUCUAGAAUUGGAAUUAUUUGACGAAGCUGUUAAACAUCUGCAGAGAGCUAUGGACUUGUCCAAGGAGCAAAAAUUAAACUAUGGAGACGAUAUAACAAGUGUUCUAAGACAAGCAAGAAAACGUUGUUUCCAAUUAAGAGAAGAACAGAGGAUAGCACAAGAUAUUGAAUUGCAGUCAUAUUUAAAUCAAUUGAUAGUAGAAGAUGCUGAACGAAGCCUAGCUGCUUUGAAAGAACAGGAAUCAGCAAAAGAUACAAGUGCAAAAACUGAAGGAGAAUCGGAAUCCAGUGAAUUCAUAAGAAAAAGGGAAGAGAUAGAAGAAAAGAGAGAUACAUCUAUGGUUCGCCUUAACAACUUAUUUGAAAAAGUAGAUGAAAGAAGAAGGAAGAGGGAAGUACCUGACUAUUUAUGUGGAAAAAUUAGUUUUGAAAUUUUGCAAGAACCAGUAAUUACACCAAGUGGAAUUACAUAUGAGAGAAAAGACAUAGAAGAACAUUUACAGAGAGUAGGACAUUUUGAUCCAGUAACUAGAGUUCGUUUAACUCAAGAUCAGUUGAUCCCGAACUUAGCAAUGAAAGAAGUAGUAGACACGUUUCUACAAGAAAAUGAGUGGGCAUUAUAUUAUUAGUACGUAUACAUAGGUUACUGCCGUAUUUUUAUGAUAAAUUUUCAUUUUUACUUUAAUUGAAUACAUCCAAUCAUUAUUGUUGUAAA